Molecule: messenger RNA, 2729 nt
Organism: Limanda limanda (common dab)
Lineage: Eukaryota; Metazoa; Chordata; Actinopteri; Pleuronectiformes; Pleuronectidae
Gene: slc39a8
Product: solute carrier family 39 member 8
Exons: 8
Coding region: 214-1590 (458 amino acids)
Biological process (GO): intracellular zinc ion homeostasis; zinc ion import across plasma membrane
Cellular component (GO): membrane
Molecular function (GO): zinc ion transmembrane transporter activity
Source: RefSeq, a predicted model, not a curated record
CUCAUACCCCGCAGGAUUCACGCAGAGCCACGCAGGAGGGAGAACCGCAGAAACCUCCCCCCCCACUCCUUCCUCAUGGACCUGAUUCUGCUCCUCCAGCAAGGAACCAUGACCACGUCUGAGUGAAGAAGGAGAAGAAGGGGAAGAAGAAGGAGAAGAAGAAGGAGAGGAGCUCUUCCACCCAGAGGAGCCUUGUGAGAGCCUUGUGAGAACAUGCUUCCUGUGAGAACAUGCUGUCUCCUGCUCCUGAGCCUCCUGCUGCUGGCCUCCUCCACCCGGAGUCUGGCUCCUCCACCCGGAGCAGGACUCGACUUCCUCCAGGAUAUUUUACACUUUUAUGGAGAAAACGCGUCUAUUUCCACGCAGGACCUGAAGGAUCUGCUGCUGCUGAUCUCCGCCCGCAGGUCCGAGUCCGUGUUCCUGCACAAUCCUCUGGAGAACCAAGAAUGUCUCUCAGCCGAGCAGAUCUUGUCCCGGUUCGGGAUCAGAAAUGUCAGUCAGCUGAAUGUCGGACAUCUGGGGACGAUCUGUCCGGCCGUGUUGACCCAGGUGCUGCUGCCCUCCUGCCCCUACUCUGAGUCCGAGACCCUGGCGUCGGCCGACUACUCUGUGUGGGGUUACGGGUUCCUGGCCGUCACCGUCAUCAACCUGGCGUCUCUGCUCGGCCUCCUGCUGAUUCCAUUCACCAAGAAGUCCUACUUCCCCAAAGUGCUGACCUACUUCAUCGGCCUGGCCAUCGGGACGCUGUUCUCCAACGCCGUCCUUCAGCUCAUACCAGAGGCCCUGGGCUUUGAUCCCAAACGAGACAACUAUGUGGGGAAUGCAGUGGGAAUAUUCGGAGGCUUUUAUCUCUUGUUCUUUGUGGAGAAGAUUCUGAAACUGGCUCUGCGGAUGGAUCACGAGCACGGCCACAGCCACUUCGCUCCUGCAGAGUCGACUCAGGAGAACUCCCUUCAGAAUGGAGACAUAACAGAAAAGAGUGACGCCAUCAUUCUGACUGGAAUCAGCACCAUCGCCUUAGACAAGCGCAGCCUGAGCCGAGAUUCUCAGGACGCCCAGGACUCGGGUGUGAUGUGCCAGUGGCUGCGUGGGAAACGCGUCUCUCACAUCAAGACGGUGGCGUGGAUGAUCACGCUGAGCGACGCGCUGCACAACUUCAUCGACGGCCUGGCCAUCGGGGCUUCGUUCACCGUGUCCAUCCUGGCCGGGUUCAGCACGUCCACAGCCAUCGUGUGUGAGGAGUUUCCUCAUGAGCUGGGAGACUUUGUGAUCCUGCUGAACUCUGGCAUGAGCAUCCCACAAGCCAUUUUCUUCAAUCUGCUGUCGGCGGUUUCGUGUUACGUCGGCCUCGCGUUUGGAAUUCUGCUGGGCAGCAACUUUGCCCCCAACGCAAUCUUUGCCAUCGCGGGAGGAAUGUUCCUGUAUAUUGCGCUGGCGGAUAUGUUCCCAGAGAUGGACAACAUCGCCCGGGAACAGCGCCGGACUUCCGACAAGAUCGUUUUCUUCCUGAUCCAGAACGCCGGCCUGCUGACCGGGUUCGCCAUCAUUCUGCUGAUCACCGUGUACGCAGGCGAGAUCAACCUGGGUUAGAGGAGAGGAACACGAACUGGGAAUCAAACAGUCGUGAGCUGCUUCCGUUUCUGCUGACUCGGCUCCCUCAGUGAAUGUGAAGGGAAUGUUUUGUACAAAGAAAACUAAAUGUGUAAAGGACUUUUUGUUAAAAAAUCUUUCUACUGUUGAUUUAGUAAAAUGUUUACUCCAUGAAAGGGAAAAAAAUCUUUACAAUCGUUUGAUGUAUGAAAUCUAGACAAAUUUAUUUUAAGGGGGAAAUAAAUUAUUUUUUUUAGUCUUCAUAUAUUGUGACAUCUGUUCCUUGUGUUGUUCCCGAGCGCUGCUGCUUUGUAAACUAACUUUUAACGAGUUGUUGUGGCAGCAGCCGUUGCUCGGGCUGUUAUGGCAUCAGAGUUUGACCUCUGUGUUUUGAUCCUGGCUCUUUCUCAAGGUCGUAUCGCUGGACUCUUUCAUCUGCAUGUUUCACAGAGUGUAUUCUGCUGCCGACCAAAUUUCAGACACUGGAAAAUGUUCAUAUUUUUGUGGGAAUGAUGCCUCCUGUAGCUCAAAAUACAACUGUCCUAGUUGACCUUUCCUAUGUUCUAUACAGAAGUGUUCCAACAUACACAAAGACAUGGACCAAAAUAUGUCACACACCCGAAAGGCUUAUGUAUCACAUAGGAUUUAAAAAUAAUCAACCACAGGAAAUACAUAUAUAUUUGAAACCAACUGUGAGUCACUCCAAAUUUUUUCCCCAGUGAACAUAGAAAAUAGGAUAUAAAAAAGGUGCCCAAAUAAAAUCAAAUUUUGCUCUUAUUGUAAAUUAGAUUUUAUGAUAUUUUGUGUUAAACAUGACAUCUCUCAUGACCUACUACGAGAAAGAGGUAAGCGAUUAUAUAGUAAAAGAAACAAAGUCUGUCUGUAUAUUUUUCGGGGGACACUGGUGCUUGUCAUGCAGAUUUUUGUUUCAGAUAUUUUUGAAGUUUGAUUUCUUUGGAAAAAAAAACUAAUUUUAGACGUGAUUUUCGUUUUGUGUUUAGUCUCCCAGAUUUUAUUGUGAAAACAAAAAAUGUUUUUCAAAUUGUACCUGGGGGCAUCACAGAAGCUCUUUCCAUUUGUAUGCAUUUUAGUUUAUUUUUUACCAUGUACAAUAAAACGGUGCGUACGGAUUGUAAGAA